UCUAAUCGCGUCUGGUCUGGGUGGCCGGCGGCGGGCGCCCCGCGAGCCUCAAUGGGUGCGGGCGGCGCCCGAGCUAGUCGCGCCACAAGCCCCGGAGGGGCCACACGUGUCCUCGUUCCCGCCACGCGACUUAUGUAACCAUCUACACGGUCUCCACCUUCAGUCACAAAUCUGACCUGAUAACAAUUAUUUAAGUCAAACAACAAAUCGAACGAAGCGCCUUCAACCGAUACUAUCAAUUACAAGUACAUAGUUAGCAUAAGAUAUAGUUAGUGAACACAAGUGCCAAGCGUGGAUAGCGUAGGUUUAGCUAGUUCAAUUCUCGUGUAGUCGUGAGUGCGUGGUGCGGCGGAGCUCGUACGGGCGUCGAUGCGUCGGUAGUCCAGGGUGUGAAGUUCAGAAUCAAGAUUGAGGUGGUGGCCGGGUGCGGUUGGGGCCGGCGGGCGCGCGUGAGGCCACUGCACGCGCUAGGCCGCGCGGCCGGCAUGUUGGCGUCGCAGCGGUCGCAGUCCUGCAACGAGGAGGGCGCGUUCUUCGGGGCGCGCGCGCUGCGCAGGCCGCGCGGCAAGGGCAGCGGCAGCCCGCCCUGCUAGGGGUACGCCAUGUCGCUGCGCAGCCUGCACCGGCGGCUAUCAUCCGCCAAUAACACAUGCGAGGAUGGUGGAGGCGGCGCUGCGACAGGCACGGGCGGGCGGGCGGCGUCGUUGCGGCUCGCCAACGGGCGGGUGGCGGCGCAGUCGGCGGAGCAGCUGCCGCACUCGCCGGCCGACUGCGCGUCCGUGCGCAUAUCCAUCGACAACACCAACACCUGCUGCACCGACUCGCUCGUCACCGCCCUCGACGACGAGACGCUACUGCUCGGCGACGCCGAUAUGGCCCUAAAGCAGGGCAGCGGCACUGGCAAAGUCCACUUCGGUGGUUUGGACGAUGUGUCCCUGUACGGCACACCAGUGGAGCCCGCCCCACCGGUGUCCGACGCCAAGCAGGGCUUCCUGCGCAACCAGCUCCAGGCACUCUUCCAGCCCACCGACAACAAGCUCGCCAUGAAACUCUUCGGCUCCAAGAAGGCCCUCAUGAAGGAGCGCAUCAGGCAGAAGGCGGCCGGCCAUUGGGUCAUACAUCCUUGCAGUAGUUUCAGAUUCUACUGGGAUCUGUGUAUGCUGCUGCUCCUGGUGGCCAACCUGAUCAUCCUGCCCGUCGCCAUCUCCUUUUUCAACGACGACCUCAGCACGCGCUGGAUAGCCUUCAACUGUCUCUCGGACACAAUUUUCCUUAUAGAUAUCGUUGUUAAUUUUAGGACAGGAAUAAUGCAGCAAGAUAAUGCAGAACAAGUGAUAUUAGAUCCCAAGUUAAUAGCGAAGCACUAUUUGAGGACAUGGUUCUUCCUUGACCUCAUCUCUAGUAUACCACUAGAUUAUAUAUUCUUGAUCUUCAAUCAGGACUUUAGUGAAAGCUUUCAAAUUCUUCACGCGGGUCGUGCACUAAGGAUACUCCGGUUAGCCAAGCUGCUGUCCCUGGUGCGGCUGCUGCGGCUGUCCAGGCUGGUUCGCUAUGUCUCGCAAUGGGAGGAAGUAUAUAUGAGCCCCGCUCCGCAGCCGCGCGGCGCGCCGAGCGACGCCGAGAGCACCGGCUCGCGCGACCUCGUCACGCAGAUCUUGCAGAAUCUUCAAAAAAAGCGCACGGAACGAAGGGGACGUCUCAGCUCCGACGUUACCAAAAAGAAGGGUGGCACCAAAAGCAAUCUGAUCUUCAAGUUCCUCAACAUGGCAUCGGUGUUCAUGCGGAUAUUCAACUUAAUCUGCAUGAUGUUGUUGAUCGGCCACUGGUCCGGAUGCCUUCAAUUCCUGGUUCCUAUGUUGCAAGGGUUUCCGGCGAACUCUUGGGUUGCAAUAAACGAGUUGCAGGAUUCAUUCUGGCUGGAACAGUACUCGUGGGCACUGUUUAAAGCCAUGUCACACAUGCUCUGCAUCGGGUACGGACGGUUCCCGCCGCAGUCACUUACCGACAUGUGGCUCACGAUGCUGUCCAUGAUCUCGGGCGCCACCUGCUACGCUCUCUUCCUCGGCCACGCCACCAAUCUCAUCCAGUCCCUCGACUCUUCCCGCAGACAAUACAGAGAAAAGGUGAAACAAGUAGAAGAAUACAUGGCUUACCGAAAAUUGCCGCGUGAGAUGAGACAGCGCAUCACGGAAUACUUCGAGCACCGGUACCAGGGCAAGUUCUUCGACGAGGAGCUGAUUCUCGGCGAGCUGAGCGAGAAGCUUCGAGAAGACGUGAUCAACUACAACUGCAGAUCAUUGGUAGCCUCUGUGCCGUUCUUCGCAAAUGCAGACUCCAACUUCGUGUCCGACGUCGUCACUAAGCUACGUUACGAAGUCUUCCAACCUGGCGAUAUCAUCAUAAAAGAAGGAACAAUUGGAAACAAGAUGUACUUCAUACAAGAAGGAAUCGUAGAUAUAGUAAUGGCGAACGGCGAAGUAGCAACAAGCCUCUCCGACGGGUCAUACUUCGGGGAGAUCUGUUUGCUGACCAACGCGCGGCGGGUGGCGUCCGUCCGCGCGGAGACAUACUGCAACCUCUUCUCGCUGUCCGUGGACCACUUCAACGCCGUGCUCGACCAGUACCCGCUCAUGCGACGCACUAUGGAGAGUGUAGCCGCCGAACGACUCAACAAGAUCGGCAAGAACCCCAACCUCGUGGCGCACCGAGAAGACGACACCACGUCGGAGGGGAACCAGAUCAACGCGGUGGUGAACGCGCUGGCGGCCGAGGCCGAGCACGUCAGUCUGUCGGACGACAGCGUGGCGCGGCUGUCGGAGCGCUCGCUGGGGCUGGCGCUGCAGCCGCUGCAGGCGGCGUCGUGCCGCAUGGCGGGCGUGGCGCUGCCCGGCCUGGGCGUGGCGGCGGCGUUGCCGCGGCCCAAGUCCGAGCACGACUUCAGCUCCGCGCAGCAGCCGCAGCUCACGUCCGCCUCCGCCGCCUUCCACAAGUCCGACGCCGGCAUCGCGCCCUGACGCCGCACCGUCUGCUAGGGGCCCGCGGGCCGCUGAGCGCCGACCGAUAGCAAUACUAGGCUUAGUGCGAGCCGACACUCGCUAGUUGUAGCGUAGACACGAGUAUUAUAGCUGCGACUUCGCCGGGCGCGCCCGCGAGGUGCCGCCCGCUGAAUCUCAUUUUGUGAUCUUAUACUUAAUUCUCCUGUGUUAUAAUUUAGGUUAAAUUUUAUAUCAUUGACGCUGUGAGGAAUCGGCAAAUACGCGACGUAUUCCGAUUGUAUAGAUAUACCUGUUAUAUAUUGAAGAAUGAUACUAUUGAAUCUUUAUAGAGAUACCUUGCCAUUAAAAGAGAAAAUAAUUAUAUAGACUAGACUGAAAUGUAAAGAUAUCACUAUUUUAUGCUUUGUUGACGUAUGAAAUAGACCUCUAUUGUUGACGGAUGCCGAAUAUACGGUGGAAAGCGAACGUUCCAAGUGUAUAAAACGUUCUUGUUGUUCACGAUUCGGAGAUGAUUGUAGUAUUUGAAGUUGUUUAUAAAUAUAAAUAGCUCAUGAAGCGACCGGAAAGCCGCGGCAGUUUUACGCGGUUUCGGAAGCCUCGGAGCCCCACGCGCGAUUCCAAUAGCACACACUUUGCUUUCUUCAUUUUAAUUAUAAGUAGUCAUAUCUACCGAUAAUCGAUAUAAUUAGCGCAAGACAAUUAAUUCUCUCGGUUUCCUAAUUAGAGGUGAAUCAGUAGCGCUUCGGAUAAUUUCGAAAUCCUUUCUUUAUGUAAAUAUUGUAUUAUCGAGGAUUCGCCUUUAGCGCGGUUUGUUUUUGAGGGAGGACCGGAGGGGUGGGACGGGAGCGCGAGCGGCGGCCCAGUCAAUUAUUCGGUGCGAUCGCGACGCGGCACUUCGGGCCUGAACUUGAGUGCUUAGCCAGGAGGACAAUAAAGACACCUUUUUUAGUAAUCGACAGCAUUCGGCAACCUUCUAUUUGUGCGUCACGCGGUAUGAUCGCCGCUUGCGUAAUACCACCAUAAGAAUUAAUUGACCGUUUCAACAACCAUAAGCCUUUCUGACUAAAAACAGUAGUGAUCUUGGAAGUCACUUUACAGUUCCGCAGUGGAUAUCGCCACUUUUUGUUAUCAUUUUUCAAUAAUACGCAUUGUUAUUGUAGCAUUGACACACUGAUCGAGCACAAGGAAAUAUUUUGUGAUCAACCGCGGUCGUGGUUUUUAUAUAAAUUCAUUAGUACAUAGAUGCAAUAACUAUUUAUUGUAGCGUAUCGCACUAUUUAUUGAAAUCAUGGCAAAGAAAAACUUCGAAGACAUUACUAUUCACUAACAGCGGCUAACCGAACUACUCGUAUAUGGAUUAUAAUAUAAUCUAAGAACUUUAAGAAGCUGUAUUAGCAACAGAUAUUGCUACUGCCUCAAGAACAUCGGCAAAAUUUCUAAAUAUCCAUUUACAGUAGAAUAAUGCAAUUUUAGGGCAACUUUCAUCGUGAGUACUUUUUAUGCCCCCGAGCAUUACGUCCAGAAAAAAACCUAGUGGAAAUCUCCAAGUACCUACCUCAAUUGCAAGUUCUUUCAAGAGCAGGCCCGUAGUCGCUCUCAAGCUCGACGCACCGCGGCCGUCGCCGUCGCAAUGCCUUCGCACUUCACAACUUGUUUUUACUUAUAGGGUAAAUAAUUUAUUAUCGAUAGAGAUCAUUUCGUAGAAGUAAGUAGGCCGGAGCGAUAAAAAAUUGAUUGAACUACGUUUUGUGAUAUUCGUAGAGCAGCGAAGGCUGCUGCGCCUCCCAGCCGCCGGCUCCGUGGACCCAUCGGCACCAGUUGCGUAGUUUAAAUAGGUAGACUUAAUCUGUAACAGUACAAGCAAAGAUAAAUAAAUAUUAAAGACUUAGGAGUCGGGUGCCACAUCAAUCACUAAGUAACUAGAUAUUGUAGAUGGUGCCACUUGCAAAACGUUCAGGCAUAAAAGUUAAAACUCAUCUACCGUAAUUUCUCAGUGAAUAGAUGGCGUUGCGCAAAGUGGGUCCAUCUGCCAUCUUUAGCAUCCGAUUUUAUAUUGAGAUUAUCAGUCUUUUUUAUUUAUUUUGCCUCUGAUAAUAGGUAAUUUGAUAUUUACACCAAAAGGGCUUUGAAGUGGGCGCUUACGCCCUUGUCAUGUUUGCACCAAUAAGAUACAACGCUAUUCUGGCAUAAGCUUUUGCUUUCUUCGCGCGUGAUCAUAUUUGGCGACUUUAGCAACACGACAGUUCAUAGCGGUAGUAACGGGACUGGAUAGUGUUUAAUCGCCCAAUGAAAACACGCAAAGUCCCUUUUAUUGUAAAUUGUAAGUACGUGGAACUCGAGGAAUUGCUUAGAGCUCGGACGCUGUUUUUUUGCUGACAACGAUCACUAGCGUUAUUAUAUUUAUUUACGUAGUGGUUUUAUUAACGCUUCCUAGACGCAACUUUAUGUGGCCACUUCUGUUAAUGAUAUCUUUAAGAGUCCUAAUACAUAUGCAACAUAUCGUAGGAGCGGGUAGAUCGAGCCGAACGCUGGAAGGCGCGCUUCGGAAAGUAACGACGUUGACUAUUCUUAUAGUGUCAUGACAAUUUGUAAAGACGGUUUUGCAAAUGUUGACUUUUUAGCCAAAAUAUAGAUAAUGAAUGACGAACCAAUACGCAGUAGCUUACUUGUAGAACGCAGCCUAGGUCUCAUUUUGGCGACGAACACCAAUAGAUACCUACUUUGUACUCGUAAGAUAUUUAUACAAUUGGUCUUAGCAGAGUGAAUAUCUGUCAAUUUAACUAAAAGAGUAUAAAUAUUGCGUUUUAAUUCCCAGAGCAUUUAACUGUUGUUUCAACUGGCAUUAUUACUGCUUUUGUAAAUGAUUAUAAAUUUUAUAGAAGAGAUCUAUUUUUAUUGUGAAGUUGAGCUACCUUACUGUAGAAAAAAAAGAGGAGUUAUACAUAAUUAUUUUAAAUCCAAACUGUUAUUUUAAUACCCACAUAUUAUUCUACGUACGUAUAUUUACUGAUUUCUGGUACCUAACUAUUUUCACCAAAAGUGCUCAUCGCUGUCAAGAAAAUUAGAGAAAAAAUGCAUUAAAGAAUGAAGAAAACUG
Messenger RNA from Cydia strobilella, 6093 nucleotides. It is a transcript of the gene Ih, whose product is annotated as potassium/sodium hyperpolarization-activated cyclic nucleotide-gated channel 2. The transcript is spliced from 13 exons. Bases 603 to 3014 code for a protein of 803 amino acids. Gene Ontology annotation, molecular function: voltage-gated potassium channel activity. Lineage: Eukaryota; Metazoa; Arthropoda; Insecta; Lepidoptera; Tortricidae. Gene Ontology annotation, cellular component: HCN channel complex; membrane. The record is from RefSeq and is a predicted model, not a curated record. Gene Ontology annotation, biological process: regulation of membrane depolarization; sodium ion transmembrane transport; potassium ion transmembrane transport.